Molecule: messenger RNA, 1184 nt
Organism: Hydra vulgaris (swiftwater hydra)
Lineage: Eukaryota; Metazoa; Cnidaria; Hydrozoa; Anthoathecata; Hydridae
Product: mechanosensory protein 2
Cellular component (GO): plasma membrane
Source: RefSeq, a predicted model, not a curated record
UUUUUUUUUUUAUAAUUGGGGAAUUAACGUAUGCAGUGUGAAAGUCGUAUAUAAAUUUCUGUUAUGGUAUUUUUAUAAGAAAUAUCAGUUUAACUAUUAAGACAUGUCUUCACCAGUGCCUAAGCAAGAUUAUGCUUCUAUGAAUAUAUCUUCUGGAUCAGAAACAACAGAUUUUGGUUUUUGUGCUUGGGUACUAACAAUAUUAUCAUAUAUUAUUGUGAUAUGCACCUUUCCAUUUUCGCUUCUUUUUUGUCUGAAGAUUGUGCAGGAAUAUGAAAGAGCAGUUAUUUUUCGAGUAGGUCGUCUGUUAAAAGGUGGUGCUAAAGGUCCAGGAAUUUUUUUUAUACUUCCAUGUAUUGAUAACUAUUCAAAGAUUGAUUUGCGUGUCAUUUCUUUUGAUGUGCCUCCCCAAGAAAUUUUAACUCGAGACAGCGUAACUGUUUCUGUUGAUGCUGUUACAUACUUUCGUAUUUCCAAUCCCAUUGCGUCUGUUUGCAAUGUAGAGGAUGCUAGUCGCUCAACUAAGUUGCUUGCUCAAACAACUCUUCGCAAUGAGCUUGGAACAAAAAAUUUAUCUGAAGUGCUUAUGGAGAGAGAAAAUAUUAGUAAAAAUUUGCAACAUAUACUUGAUCAUGCAACAGAGCCAUGGGGUGUGAAAGUAGAAAGAGUUGAAAUUAAAGAUGUUCGCCUUCCACAAAUGUUGCAGAGGGCAAUGGCUGCUGAGGCUGAAGCUUCAAGAGAAGCACGAGCUAAAGUUAUUGCUGCAGAAGGCGAGAUGAACGCAGCUCGUGCUUUGAAAGAAGCUUCCGAUGUUAUUAGUGAGUCACCAAGUGCUCUUCAACUUCGAUAUUUACAAACGCUUCAAGCAAUAUCUGCUGAAAAAAAUUCCACCAUUAUUUUUCCUCUUCCUAUCGACUUUAUGAGUGCUUUUUUAAAAAAUCGUUAACAAACUUAAAUUUCUUCAAAAAUUUCUUCCACUAAAUUAAAUGAAUUUUUUUCUUCUGAUUUAUCAACGCUUAUAUCAAAAUCUUUAUAUUUUAUUGAUAUCUGGUAUUUAUAUAUUUUCUGGCUAAAUAGACAGAAUUCUUUAUCUAUGUACAUUUUUUAUAGUUAUAAAAUUCAAGGUUUGUAAUUAAUUUGUAUAUAUAUGAAAAAAUCUUUUUAUGAAUAAUAUUUAAAGUUUA